GCCUCUCCAGCCGCCGUGCCCGCUCUCCUGCCCGUGCCGCCCUCCCCGGAGCCCGUGCGGCGGCACCGCCCGGGUGCGGACCCGUGGCUGUGCCCGUGUGCCCCGUGCUGUCGGUGGUCCUGCCUCGCACUUUGGGUGACGCUGAAAACUACCACCGAACCCUCUCUCGCUGCUCCUGCUGCUAGAGGGGGGCUCCCGUAGGCACACGCACAGCUGCCGUCCCGCUGUCCCGUCUCUCCCCAUCCCACACGGACAAUAGUCCCGGCUGGCUGCCCGGGUGUCCCCCGGGCCUGCCCCUGGAGCGGCCCCUGCCCAGCCUGUGCGAGGCCUCGGCAGCUCCUGGCCAGGUGUGACCCCGCUCAGCGCUGUCCGACCCCCUCCGCAGCUCGUCCUCUUUCUUAUGCCCCUUCCUAAACCAGAUGGCUUGUUAUUGCAGUUGGUCUCGUUCGGGCAUACCUGGCUAAAGGCAGCUACCACAGCCUUUACUAUUCAAUAGAAAAGCCCCUGAAAUUCUUCCAAACUGGAGCAUUGCUUGAGAUUCUGCACUGUGCACUUGGCAUUGUUCCCUCUUCUGUUGUUCUGACUGCUUUCCAAGUGAUGUCAAGGGUUUUCCUGACGUGGGCAGUAACACAUAGUGUAAAAGAGGUACAAACUGAAGACAGUGUCCUCUUGUUUGUAGUGGCCUGGACAAUCACUGAGAUUAUCCGCUACUCUUUUUACACGUUUAGCUUGUUAAACCAUCUCCCUUAUCUCAUCAAAUGGGCCAGGUACACUUUGUUUAUAGUACUGUAUCCAAUGGGAGUCUCAGGCGAAUUACUCACAAUAUAUGCUGCAUUACCCUUCGUCAGGCAGUCUGGCUUGUAUUCCAUUAGUUUACCUAACAAGUACAAUUUCUCUUUUGACUACUAUACAUUCUUGAUCCUGGUUAUGAUCUCUUACAUUCCAAUCUUUCCUCAGCUGUAUUUUCAUAUGCUACACCAGAGGCGAAAGGUGCUCUCCCACACUGAAGAACAUAGGAAGUCGGAGUAAUUCCAACACUUUUUCAGAACUUUUCAAACAUCAAAAUGCUGCAGUUUUUCAAUACCCAGCACAUUUGUAAAGAGUAUACCAAGAUAAGUCAGAGGUAAAAGACCAAUAAUUUAGCAAGAAUAACCAAUAAAUCUGAUUCCACUGAAAUCCCAAGUGUAAAACAUUGAAAUAUUUUCAGCUUACAGUGCUUCAGAAAACUUUUAAACUUUAUAUGGCUUGGCAGUUAACAUUUUCCUUAAAUGAUGUGCUAAAUGAUUUUCAUUUAUUAUUAAAUGCCUGAAGGUUGCAGUAUGAGUGAUGAAGUUGUACCCACUAAAUGCCUGAAUUGGGAUUAUAUUACCAAUACCUCUUUUUUUUAAGUGCUUGACUGCAUGCCAGAAACUGUAUGUAUUUCUGUGAAAGCAAACAAUAUGCUCUGGAAUAUUUCAGGAUAAUGUCAGAGACUUCAGUGGAGAAUGUAAUCUGGCCAAAGUGUUUGAAUUUAGAAAGGUAGGUUGUGUAUUUAAAAGGUGAUGGGAACAAGAACAAGAAACCAAUUAUGGGAAAUGAGGGGAAUGUAGUUCUUUAGGAAUUUAAACAGUACAGUGUCUGACCAGAGUGUGUUCUCUGAAGAUCUUGUUUAAGCUGAAUACACAAAUGCAAAUGUUAAUUCAGAGGCUGUAAUGCUUAUCUGAAACAUUAAAACUCCUUUUAAUUACUGCAUCCCUGGAUACUUUUUUACAUAUUAAAAAAAAUUAAAAUUAAUACUAACUAUAAUAUUUCUAGUGAUACCGGUAAUGAAUCUAAACAAGAUAAGGAGGCAAGUCACCAGAAAUGUGUGCAGUUCUCCCUUUUUUACUUAAAUUAUCAUCUUUAAUCACUGUCAGUGAUACUCAUCUUUCAGUGCGGAGGACUAUUUGGUCUGCUGUGGAAUUAUCUGGGGGCCUUGUUUCUCAGCCUAACUUUUCUGAAGUGACUGGUGUGUAUCACUGUGGCACAUUCAAGCAGGCAGUUCCAGGCACUCAACUUCUGAAGUGUUGCAAAGUCAUAAGAUGCUCUUUUGAAAACAGAUUAUCUCAUUGUUACAUGCUGCUUUUGCAGACUGGACAAGCCUUUCGUCAUCUGUUCUCUUGGAAGAGUGGAAGAACACAAAGUUAUAUUUUCCUCGGUGCUUCCUCUGGGUUCUCUGGCUUAGCUUUCCCUUGGGAAGGUAAAAGAGAGAACAAGAAAGCCUUGUAGUGAGGCAGAAAGCACUAAUGCUGUGUGAGCAGUGCCCCAGGUUAUUAAGAAACUUUUGACGGGGCCAAAAGGGUAGGGAAUGGAAGGGGCAAAGGGAGCAGGGAAAUGAACAGAUACCCAAGCAAAGACAAAAGGAAAUGUAGGUUAUGGCCUUUGCUCUGUUAGGAAUUGAUAGCCCAAUAGUGUUGUGUGAACCCAGUCAGAGUCACUAGACACCACCACAUGGGCUUCUCUGGCUUCCCUCUUAUAACAUUAUGAUUUGGUGCAUAAAUGAGGUGUGACCCGUACCAUGCUACCUGCAGUACUGGGCUCGUGCUGUGCCUGCCAGCACCUCCCCCUGGACGUGCCCAACACAUCCCAGUUCUCCCUAAACACAGCCAGUAAGUACUGAGGGCACAGGCUUUCUUUUCUAGCACUUGGGAAGAGCUGAAUUUACAAUUAUUUAGGUUUAUGCUUGUCAGAGCUAUAUUUUUUAAAAAAACUUUGCAUUUUUCAUUAAUUUUCUUUGAUUCCAUCAAAAGGUCUGAAUUUUCCUAAUUCUCAGUAUAUAGCACAUUUCCUGUUUAGGCACAAACAGGGCUAUAAUAAGCAGAGAGAGGGUAAGAAACAAUAAUAAUCUUUGCUUCUAUUUUAAACACUUUGGAGCCUAUUAUUGACUAUUCAAAAAUACAAGAGGCUGUACCAAGGUGGGUGUUGGUCUUUUCUCCCAAGUUACAAAUGAUAGGACAAGAGAAAAGUGCCUCAUGUUGCACCAGGGAAGGUUUAGAUUGGAUAUUAGGAAAAAUUUCUUCAGCAGAAGGGUUGUCAAGCACUGGAACAAGCUGUCCAGGGAAGUGGUGGAGUCACCAUCCCUGGAGGUAUUUAAAAGAAGUGUAGAUGUGGUGCUUAAGGACAUGGUUUAGUGGGACUUUGCAGUGUUAGGUUGGACUUGAUGACCUUGGAGGUCUUUUCCAACCUAAACAAUUCUGUGAUUCUGUUACUGUGGCCAUAUACAGCCUCAGACUGGUUUUGGAUUCGAAGAUGCAACAGUUCAGUUCAUUUCUGCAUUAGGUUAUGUGCUUUGUUGUAGUCAUCUGAGAAAUGUUACGCUAUACUGAACUGUUUGAAAGUGUAAAUUUCCACCUCCGAACAAAACAUCUUUUGCUUAUACUUGCUGUUAAAGAAAGUGAUGUCAGUAUUUCUGAAGGAUGCCAUCUAAAAGAUCUGAUUUCCUGAUGUACUUGGGUUAUUGGAUAUUGUCGAUGCUCAGCUCCUGAACUUUCUUAAUUUGAUUUCUGGGCCCAAAUAAAAGAUUUGGUUUCAAAUUUGUUGGUCCAAUUUGGAGGAAAAAAAAUGGCUGUGUAAUACUCCAAUAUGAAACAAACUGCUGGCUCUGCUGAUGAGAAAGAUAUAGUCCAGAUCUGUGGACAGUACAAUCAGAUAGCACUGGCACCAUGGAAAAGUAGAGCGUGCUGCCAGUAGGGAGGAAAUUUGUACAACCAACACCUUUACUGAAUAAGCUUUAUCACGAAAUAUUUACUUUAAUUGAAAAUAUUAAUUUACCACACAAAUGCAAAUAAACUGCAGACUUUUAAAAGAAAUUGCUUUGCUAGUAAGAAAUUUUAUCAGCAAAGUUGAUUUAUAAAUUAUAUUCUAAAGUAUAAACAUGCAGUUAGUAUGUACAAAAAUUCAGCACUUCAUCUUGCAGUUGCUUUUUCAAGUUUAUCUUCCCUGGAAAUCACUGGAAGGUGAUCUUGAGUGAGAACUGUAGUGUGAUGCCCUAAUCCUCUUUGGGUUGUUCCUAUUGACUUUGGUCACACAUGUGGGGUUUUUCCUCAUAAAAUAAGAAAUUUCCCCUCAUCUGUCACUGAAGUGGUAAUGUGAUUUGUAUGAACUCUAUAACAGAAGCUUUGAUUGGUACUGUUUGUCACAAAUGUAGAGGGUUUUAUUUUCCCCACAGACUGUUUACUUAGCUUGCAUGUUCUCUAUCAGCAUAUCCAACCCAGCAGGCGUUCUCUGCUUUGGUGUCUCUGUUGUGUGCACUGGUUCAGUUGACAGCACUUUAUGUUCUACCAUGCUGGCUUUGUCUGAGUUAGUCACUACCCUCUAAAAGACCAAGGCUCUUACCAGUGUAUAGUUUACAACUGGAAUUGUAGAAAUGUUCAUAUUGUAAAUUACAGUAAGAUGCAGGUUACAGUGCAGAUAAAUUGUAAUUUUUCACAAUGUGAUGUUUCUAUUAAAGGUGGGGUUUUUUGUUACCAUAAUGAAGGUUGACAUUUGUGUGGACCAAUCUGCAGUGUCAUUUGAAAACCUUUUUCAGCUUAAAAUUUUCAUGAGUAUACAUCAAAUCAUGCAUUUUGAUGUAUAUGUCAGUGAAAUUUGGGUGAAAACUAUAUACAGUCAUUUUUGUAUUUUUUUCUAUGUUGUGAAGAAUAAAAUUGUAAUUUUAUAAGUCUGAUUCACUAAGAUUAUUAUAAGUUAAAUGUAUUUUUUGUAUAUUUAGGAAUCUGAUAUUACCUGGAGCUCUGAAAGAUGAAGCAUAGACUUUUUAUGCAUGGUUGAAAGAUAUUUCAACUUGAUAAUGCAGUGAAAUGGUUGGUAUGCUAAAAUACUAGUCUGUGUUGUUGCCUUGUGAAAUUGAUUCUGUGCUCUCUGCCUGGACUUGGCCUACUGAUCAGUGAUACUAAUUGCUAUAAUCCAAAUAAAAUCAUUCUGAACAAAA
Messenger RNA from Pseudopipra pipra, 4948 nucleotides. RefSeq names its product 3-hydroxyacyl-CoA dehydratase 2 (gene HACD2). Gene Ontology annotation, biological process: fatty acid elongation; very long-chain fatty acid biosynthetic process; sphingolipid biosynthetic process. NCBI's taxonomy places the organism in Eukaryota, Metazoa, Chordata, Aves, Passeriformes, Pipridae. The record is from RefSeq and is a predicted model, not a curated record. The coding region runs from base 598 to 1029 and encodes 143 amino acids. Gene Ontology annotation, cellular component: endoplasmic reticulum membrane. The transcript has 7 exons. Gene Ontology annotation, molecular function: 3-hydroxyacyl-CoA dehydratase activity.